Molecule: messenger RNA, 2182 nt
Organism: Neurospora tetrasperma FGSC 2508
Lineage: Eukaryota; Fungi; Ascomycota; Sordariomycetes; Sordariales; Sordariaceae
Exons: 3
Coding region: 229-1800 (523 amino acids)
Molecular function (GO): iron ion binding; oxidoreductase activity, acting on paired donors, with incorporation or reduction of molecular oxygen; monooxygenase activity
Source: RefSeq, a predicted model, not a curated record
UUUGAUUGACUUUGUGGCCAUGUACUCUCAACACAUCUUGUGAGCGACCAAUAUUUCAAGUCUAGAAAUUGUCACUCGAGCGUGCACAUUCGCGACCAUUGCAAAAGGCAACUCGUUGCCACGUUUCUUGACGAGUCGCGGUCCAAUUGUCCACCUCCUGCUGGUCCAUCCUCCAAGAAGAGUUCAUGAACCCUGCCUUCGACAUCAUCACCAGACCUGCCUCCUACCAUGGGUAUCAUUCACGAGAAGGCGCAUUACGUCGUUGCUGUCGCCCUCGUUGCCUUCCUUAUACGCGCUUUUGUUCUUAGCCAGUGGAACACCAUCAAGAAAAAUGGCGAGCGUCUAAAGAAACCACCCAAUACCCUCCCUUUGGUGGGGAAUGGCCUCCAGUUUCUCCAAUCCAGAUGGAAACUGUUCAGCUGGUUUGACGCCUGUCAACGCAAGUUUGGUUACGAGACGGUUGCUAUCUCGGUCCCAACCCUGCCUCCUGGAGUGCUCAUUCAUGACCCUCGUAACCUGGACUACGUGUUCAAGAAUGAGGGAAUCUUCACCAAGGGCAAUUUCGUCAAGGGCCGAACGUGGGAUCUCUUCGGCAACGGCAUCAUCAACGCCGAAGGCGACUUUUGGAAAACUCAGAGGAAAGCAGGCCUAAGCUUUCUCAACACCGCCAACUUGCGAGUUCUCACGGAUGUCGCCCUACCCCAAUACCUCUCCGAAAGCAUUUCCCAGCUCAGGUCAAGCACCAAUGGUACCGUGGUCGACCUACAGCAUGUCUUUCAUGAGAUCACCACUAAACUGAUGGGCAAGAUGGCCUACAAUGCAAGUAUGGCAAUGCAUGCGGACGACGAGUUUACCGUAUCCUUUGACUAUGCAUCGGGCGGCACUGCUGAACGUUUCCAGAAUCCCCUGUGGUUCGUAACCGAAAUCUUCCUGGGGGCAGAGCUUCGACAGUCGAUCGCCGUUGUUAAGGACUUUGGAAAGCGUAUUGUUACCAAGGCCGUACAAGACCGCCGAGAAAAGGGUUUCGGAGAGGAAGAGGGAAAGCUUGAUCAAAUCUCAGGCAGUCUGAUCCAGUCCCUCCUCGAUGCCAUCCAGGACGAGCAAAUGGUAGCCGAUGCUGCCUUAACCUAUCUCUCUGCAGGCAGAGACACAACCGGCCAAGCCUUGACAUGGACCUUCUACCUUUUGAUGAGGCAUCCCAGAGUCGUUGCCAAAAUCCGAGAGGAAGCCACGCAGCUGCUGAAAGAAAAGAAUGUUACGCUCACCCCGGACCAGUUCGACUCCUCGCUUUUCAACCCUGUCACCAUGCCCUACAGUAUGGCGGUGUUCUACGAGGUCCUCCGUCUCUAUCCGCCCAUCCCCUUCGAGAUCAGACAAUGCAACGAAGACGUUACGCUCCCCGACGGCACCUUUCUGCCCAAGAGCUCCAUCUUGGUAUGGUGUCUGUGGGCCAUGCAGCGAUCAAAACUUACUUGGGGUGACGAUGCCGACGAAUUCAAACCGGAGCGAUUCCUGGACGGAAACAAGCUGAUAUCAAGGAGCCCAUCCGAGUUUCCAGUCUUUUAUGGCGGACCGAGGACCUGUCUGGGAAGGAAGAUGGCGGAAGCCAUUGCUGCACAGGUUAUCCCAACCAUGGCCUGCCUGUUUGACUUUGUCCCUACUAGCGAUGAGGAGAGGACAAGCAAGACCAGUUUAACCCUUCCUAUGGAGGGCGGCCUACCCGUGACAGUAGAGACUAGGAUCGGGGAAGAGCGAGAGAAACUGGCGCGCAUACCGGAAAUCAGGUUUAGCGAACAUUAAAAGCGACUAGAUGGCACUCGUAUAUAGACGGCUUCAGCAUUGUUUUAUACCAUCAUGAUACCCAUGGGCAAGGGCUUCGUUCUCAGCCCGAUGUUUCUGCGAUCAACGUUAGUCUUGUUACACGAAGAUGCAGCUCAAUGUGUUAUAUCCCGGCGGAAGUAUACAUGUUCUCUCCGCUCAUGCUACACCAUAUCAAGGGCUUUGUUGACAUGAAUUCGGGACUGAUGCUGGCACAACAGGUUUACAUGAGUUCAUCAGUUGUAACAGCUUGGCGGCAUGCAGCUAAUGACCAGAACCUUCCUCCUGGAGCUCCACGAUGGGAUGGGCUCGUGGAUGGCAUCGCCCCAGGUCUAGCACAAAUUGAUUCACAACAGAAAUUGAU